This is a messenger RNA of Besnoitia besnoiti, 1689 nucleotides long. Its product is annotated as mannosyltransferase (pig-m) protein. NCBI's taxonomy places the organism in Eukaryota, Apicomplexa, Conoidasida, Eucoccidiorida, Sarcocystidae. Gene Ontology annotation, biological process: GPI anchor biosynthetic process. Gene Ontology annotation, molecular function: alpha-1,4-mannosyltransferase activity; GPI mannosyltransferase activity. The transcript is spliced from 9 exons. Gene Ontology annotation, cellular component: membrane; glycosylphosphatidylinositol-mannosyltransferase I complex. Bases 1 to 1689 code for a protein of 562 amino acids. The record is from RefSeq and is a predicted model, not a curated record.
AUGGAGGCGAAGUUGUCGCGCAUGGACUUGCGGGAGAGGAAGCCGUCCGCAGACGACGCCGCCGCGUCCUCCGCCGCCCCGACGCCUUCGCCCCCGGCGGCGGCCCCGUGGUCGCCGGCGCGUCUCCUGGGUUGUCUGCACGGGGUGUACGUACACCUGGCACAGCUGCCUUCUCAGCAGCUGCGGCGAUACGUCUACGCGUAUGCGGUGCUGCUGCGGCUGGGGUUGCUGGUGUAUGGCGAGUGGCAGGAUCGUCACUUACGCGUCAAAUUCACAGAUAUCGACUACAAAGUCUACACCGACGCGGCGCGCUACGUGGCUGCCGGGGAGUCGCCCUACAAGCGCCACACCUACCGGUACACGCCGCUCGUCGCCUUUCUCUGCGUGAGCAAUGUUCUGCUUCACUCCUGCUGCGGCAAGCUCCUCUUCGCCGCCGCGGACAUCCUACUCUCGCUCCUCACGGAGAAGCUGCUGUUGCUGCUCUUCGAGGCGCGCGACAAGGCGGCUCGCCCUGGAGCUGAUGACCUAGGAACUGCUCCUUCCGCUACUGCGCCGCCGGUGAAUGCCUCGAGUUUGUUGCUCUCUUCGCUGCGCGACUCAACGUCCUCUUCGCCUUCCUCCGUGCCCUCAUCUCCCUCCUCCACCGCCUCCUCUUCCCGCGCCUCCUCGCCGCUGUCUCCGGCGUCUCCUUCUUCGGGCUCCGCCGCCUCCUCGCCUGCAAAAUGCAGCGCGUUCCUCCUGCCCGCCUUCUGCUGGACGAUCUUUCCGCUCGCCGCCACUGUGAGCACGCGAGGCAACGCCGAUGUCAUCCCUUCGCUCCUUUCGCUUCUGCUUCUCUUCUUCCUCCGCACCUGUCACCUGGAUGCUGCUGCCGUCUGCUACGGCCUCGCGGUGCACGUGAAAAUCUUCCCAGUGGUCUACGGCAUCCCAGUUCUCCUGUUUCUGCGUGGAUCGCCUCCUGGAAAGCCCCUGUCUGCAGCGGAUUGCGUCCUUCGUUUGCCUCGCCUCCCGCGCGCGUCCGCGGUUCUCUCGCCGCACUCCUUCGCUGCCUUUCUCGUCGCACUUUUCCAGGUCGUUCGCGCGGCAGCUUUUCUUUUUUUUCUCCCUCUUUGGCUCCCUCUGCGGCUUCUCCCUCGCCUGAACGCGACGCAGUGGCGCUUCGGGCUUUUGAGCGUAGGGACGUUCUUCGGUCUUGGAGGCAUUUUUUACUUCUUAUAUGGCUGGCCGUUUUUGUACGAAGCUUAUCUGUACCACGUAGCUCGCGUUGACAUCCGCCAUAACUUUUCUCUCUUCUUCUACUUGCUGUACCUCUCCACUAGCAAUCCCUCCAGGGCGCUGGGGCUGAUCACAUUCGUUCCGCAGAUGGCCACGUGUCUCCUCGUGGGCUGCUACUACGCGCAGAAGGGCCAGAUCGAGCUCGCACUCUUUCUCCAGACCGUCAUCUUCGUCGCGCUGAACAAAGUUUGCACCUCGCAAUACUUUCUCUGGUGGCUGUCGCUGCUCCCCUUCGCGAUCGCCAGCACCGACAUGACUCCGCGGACCUGCUGGCACCUUCUGGGGCGCCUCGCGCUUUUCCAAGGAACGAACUUCUUGUGGCUCUACUUCGGCUACGCUAUCGAGUUUAAAGGCCAGCCCAGUUUCUUCCCGCCCAAGGCGCGUGAGGAUGCGACCCUGUUCCUUUUUUUGUAG